This is a messenger RNA of Populus nigra (black poplar), 578 nucleotides long. Its product is annotated as histone H4. The transcript has a single exon. Bases 79 to 390 code for a protein of 103 amino acids. NCBI's taxonomy places the organism in Eukaryota, Viridiplantae, Streptophyta, Magnoliopsida, Malpighiales, Salicaceae. Gene Ontology annotation, biological process: nucleosome assembly. Gene Ontology annotation, cellular component: nucleosome. The record is from RefSeq and is a predicted model, not a curated record. Gene Ontology annotation, molecular function: protein heterodimerization activity; structural constituent of chromatin; DNA binding.
CAAGGCCAGUCACAGGCAGCUGAAAUCAUAAAGCCAACUUGAGAUCUUUGAGAGAGAAUCAAGGAGGGUUAGGCAAAGAUGUCAGGAAGAGGAAAGGGAGGUAAGGGAUUGGGAAAGGGAGGAGCCAAGAGGCACAGGAAAGUUCUUCGUGAUAAUAUCCAGGGUAUCACGAAGCCUGCGAUUCGUCGUCUGGCUAGGCGUGGGGGAGUCAAGCGUAUCAGUGGUCUCAUCUACGAGGAGACCAGAGGCGUUCUCAAGAUCUUCCUGGAGAACGUGAUUCGUGAUGCUGUGACAUACACCGAGCACGCUCGCCGCAAGACUGUGACUGCUAUGGAUGUUGUGUAUGCUUUGAAAAGGCAGGGACGCACUCUCUAUGGGUUCGGUGGUUAAGGGAAUCUGGGGAUUGUAUGGACUAGUGAUCGAUUUAGGGUUUUUAUGUGUUUCUUGUGUUUGUGGUUUGAUAGGCAUUAGGCUUCAGCUUUACAAAUAGUGGUAGAUAUCUGGUUCCUCUACUUGCAAAACGUCAUGUAUCUCUCUGUUGAUACUUGUUCUAUAUGAAACCCUCUUAUUGCUUCGUA